Messenger RNA from Chrysoperla carnea, 2274 nucleotides. RefSeq names its product cylicin-2-like. Gene Ontology annotation, cellular component: nucleus. The transcript has 4 exons. Lineage: Eukaryota; Metazoa; Arthropoda; Insecta; Neuroptera; Chrysopidae. The record is from RefSeq and is a predicted model, not a curated record. The coding region runs from base 150 to 2153 and encodes 667 amino acids.
AAAAGUUUUUAGUGAGUUUAAAAACUAGGAACGAUACGUCGUAAACAUCGUAAAAACGGUUUUUUUUUAAUAUAGGGAAAAAUUAAAUACUUUCCUCGUAAAUUUUGUACAACUUUAUAAAUUAUUUUAAUUGUAAAAUUGUUAUCAUCAUGUCAGAUACGGAUGAAUCAAAUACAAAAACUGUGGAUGAUGCCGUAAUUUUAUCAGAAGUGGAGCAUGCUGAAAAUAGCUUAAAUGUAAACAAAACUUCUGAUAACAAAUGUGACCCUCUAUUUAAAGACACAUGCACUGAUAAUGAAAGCGAUAGUGUCAAUGAAAAAAAAAGACACAUCAGUGACAAUGAAAACAGUGACGAAGAGACUUUACACCCAAACAAGAAGUAUAAAAGUUGUGCAAAUGCUGAGCAAAGUGCAGAACUUCAAGAAGUAAACAAGGAAUCAGAUGUAUUAUCAAGUGCAACUUCAUCUAAUGUUAUUGAUGUGACUGAUGAUAAUAAAGAAGUAUCCGAUUCAUUGAAUGUGCCGAUACCGCUUGAAAAUACUCCAAAUUUAAAAGAGUCUUUGUCAGAGGAAAAAAGUAAUGAACAAAAAUCCCAAGGAAAUGAUAAAGCAAAAAUUUCAAAAUUUGAUUCCGAUACUGAUGCAGUUGUGAAUGAUGAAAAUUUAGAAUCAAAUAAUGAAAAUUUAGAAAGUAUUUAUGCAAAUGUAUUAAAACAUAUUGAAACCACGCCGGUUGUUGUUCGUUGCGAACGUAUGAAUUUUGAAAAAUAUUUGGUAAAGAAACCAUCGAAUACAGAAACAAAUAGUUUAAGUUCUGAAAACGAAGAAACAAGUAAAAAAGUAUCUGGAGCUAAGAAAAUAAAAAAAGCAAAAAUAAAUCAUAAAAUAUCUGAAAGUUCUGAUUCAGAAGGUGAAAACGUAAAGGACAAGAAAAAAUUACCAAAAAAACAAAAAAUGAAGAUUGAAAAUUCGAAUGUUGAAUUUAUGGAUUGUGAUGAAGCUAAAAAUGAUGUUUCCGUAACUCUUAAUAAAAGUAAUACGAAAAUUUCGGAACAAGAAAUAAGCGAUCUGAUUAAUAGUGAUUCUAACGAUGAGAAAUUAAAUAAAGGGGAUACUUCUUGUGAAUCUGAUAAUGAUUCAGGAAUCAAUAUUGCAAAAAUAAACAAGAAAAAAUUGUCUAAAGAUUCAGGUAUUGAAUCAGAAUCUCUUCAAAAUGAGAAAAAAAUUUUGGAUCCGGAAUCGGAUAAUUCAAAUUCUAGUGAUAACGAAUCAAAAUCUCGUACUAAAACCAAAAAACUACCUAAGAAAUCUCCUGGAGAAAAAUCUAUGGAUUCAGAAUCCCACAAUUCAGAUAAUGAAUCUCGUAAUAAAAAAAUACUUAAAAAAUCCACAAAAAUAAAUGAAAAGAAAGCUAAUUUUAAAAAAUUAGCCAAAAAAACAGUACAAAUUGAAUCAGAAAAUGAUUCUGAUGCAAAUUCUAGAAAAAAUGGUAGUGAUUCUGAAGAAUCUGAUAAAGAAAAAAAAUCUAGUGGUUCAGAAUCUGAAAAAGAUGAAAAUUCAGACAAAGAAAAUUAUAAAUCCAGUAGUUCAGAAUCUAAAAGUCGUACUAAAAAACUCUCAAAAAAAUCUACCAACAAUAACAGUAAAGAUGAAACAGAUUCGGAUAACGAAGACGAUCCUGAUGAUAAAUCUGAUACAGAAGAUCAACUUACAAAAGAGAAAAAUCUUGAUAUAUCAAAAAAAAUUGAUAACAAGUCUGAAACCGAUUCUAAAUCUAAAAGAAAUCCAGAAAGAGGAAUUGAACGCUUAAAAAAAUUCUUACGAAUAGCUGGUAUUCAUGUCAACAAUUUUGGGAAGUUGUUUGAUAAUAUCAAAACUAUAAAGGGCAAAGAAAGAAAAUUACUGGGUUUGUUAGAAGAUAAUGGUUUAGAAGGGCGUCCAACUAUUAAGAAAUGUGAAGAAAUUCGAAAGAAAAAUGAUAUUGCCAAAGAAGUAGCUGAAUUAGACACUUCAAACAUUAUUGCCAAAGAUAGCCGACCAAAACGUGGAACUCCAUUUCGACAAAGGCAGCGAAGAUCACCAACACCAGAUCCAAAUGAGUAUCAACGAACUUUCAAUCGAAUUCGAGCGUUGGUUGAUAGCGAUUCAGAUUAAGAUAUUUUUUAAAUACGUAAAAUUAACAGAUAUAUAAUAUAUUCGUUUGUUAAAAUUUUUUAUAUGUAAUUUUUUAUAAGAUAAUAAGAAUACGUUUUUAAUGCGUCACUAAUUCAUUAAA